Molecule: messenger RNA, 1769 nt
Organism: Thermothelomyces thermophilus ATCC 42464
Lineage: Eukaryota; Fungi; Ascomycota; Sordariomycetes; Sordariales; Chaetomiaceae
Exons: 1
Coding region: 461-1600 (379 amino acids)
Cellular component (GO): intracellular membrane-bounded organelle
Molecular function (GO): phosphatidylinositol binding
Source: RefSeq, a predicted model, not a curated record
CAGGCAUCGAAUGCAUCGCCAAACUUCAGGCACCCACAUCGCAUCAAGUUCUUUUGUUCUUCAUUGUUCCACAGCGAGAUACCCGCCAGUUUUUGUUGACUUUCUCUUUUGUACGACGAGUGCCGCCAUAGUUAACAUCUUCCCUUUUGGGAUCCGAGGUCAUUCCUGGUCAAAGGUAACCCGGCCGCUCUUCGAUCGCUCUCCGAACCCGAAACGCCGCCCGAAACGCCGCCCGAAACGACGCGCCGGUCAGCACCUGCAGCCCUUCCUCUCCCUCUCCGUCCCGUCCGUUCAACGCAGCUUCGACCAAUUAUCUAGAGUCUCUCCAUCACUUGCACUAGGACGACUUGAAUCCGCCCCGUGCGGCGACUCGACUCCCAUCCCAGACUUGGUCGUUCCGAACCUCCAGCCAACGAACCAUCACUACUACUACUACACACGCCACACGAGACCAACAAGCAUGGCACCCCCUCUCGAAAUAUCCAUCCCCACCACCUCUCUACACACCCCGACCGACAACAACUCGAACCCCACCGGCAAACCAUACACCCUCUACAACAUCACCCUCCGCCUCCCGCUCCGCUCCUUCGUCGUCCAGAAGCGCUACUCGGAGUUUGCCGCCCUGCACGAGACCCUCACCCGCCUGGUCGGCGCGCCGCCGCCGGCGCCGCUGCCCCCCAAGUCUUGGUUCCGCUCGACCGUCUCGUCGCCCGAGCUCACGGAACAGCGCCGCGCGGGGCUGGAGCGCUACCUGCGCGCCAUCGCGGAGCCGCCCGACCGCCGGUGGCGCGACACGCCCGCGUGGCGGGCCUUUCUGAACCUGCCCCCCUCGGCGGGCGGCGGCGGCGGCGGCGUCGGCUCCUCGUCCGUAUCCGGUUUCAGCGUCGAGGGCCGCAUCCCCGCCAUCGGGCUGCGCGACGCCAACCUGGCGGCCGCGAGCGACCCGGCCACGUGGGUCGACCUCAACAAGGAGAUGAAGACGGAGCUGAGCGCGGCCAGGGCGGCGCUGGCGCGCAAGGAGCACGCCACCUCCGACCCGGAGGCGCGCGAGGCCGAGGCGCAGGCGCGGAAGGCCCUCAUCAAGGCGGGCAGCCUGAUGGGCCCGCUGGAGGAAGGGCUGCGGGUCAUGAAGGAGAGCGGCAGGCUCGGCGGCGGGGAGUUUACGAGGCGGAGGGACGCGGUCGAGGCGGCCAAGUACGAGAAGGGCCUGCUGGACCAGUUGGCGGCGAGCCUGGCCGCGAGGGGGCUAAGCGGCGGCGGCGGCGACGCGGGGCGGGGGGAGCAGGGGGAGAGCGACAAGGCCAAGCUGAUUGGGUCGCGGCGGCCGGCGGGCAGGACGCUCGGGGCGCCGCCGCCGGAGACGGAGGAGACGAGGGAGCUGGAUAACGAGGGCCUGUUGCGGCGGCAGAAGCUCGUCGUCGAGGAGCAGGACGAGCGCGUGAACCUGCUGGGGGCCGCGGUCCGGAAGCUGCACCAGCUGGGGACGGCGAUCGAGGGAGAGGUCGCCCAUCAGAACAGCCUGCUGGAUCAGGCCAACGACGCGGCGGACAGCCUGCACCGCAAGCUCGGCGUCGCCAACCGGCGCGUCAAGAACCUAUGACGGGAACCGCCGCCUCCCGGAGCGACGGUGGUCUGGGUCUCGUCGGACGCCUCAUCUGCCGUCUCCGUCGGCAGCGGUUCGUCUAACGCUAGAGCAGCGACUGCCGCGGCGAUACCGGGGGAGAAGACGGGUGGUGGGCGACAGGCGGGAGGCGGCGUGAUCAACACCC